Ziziphus jujuba (common jujube) is the source of this 1282-nucleotide messenger RNA. Its product is annotated as small ribosomal subunit protein eS8. Bases 154 to 813 code for a protein of 219 amino acids. The record is from RefSeq and is a predicted model, not a curated record. Gene Ontology annotation, biological process: maturation of SSU-rRNA from tricistronic rRNA transcript (SSU-rRNA, 5.8S rRNA, LSU-rRNA); translation. Gene Ontology annotation, molecular function: structural constituent of ribosome. Lineage: Eukaryota; Viridiplantae; Streptophyta; Magnoliopsida; Rosales; Rhamnaceae. Gene Ontology annotation, cellular component: cytosolic small ribosomal subunit; ribosome. The transcript is spliced from 5 exons.
UGUCCAGGCAAAAUUAGGGUUUUGCAACUUUAAAAACCUAGUUUGAGCAAAGAACGAAAGCUUCCGGAACGGGGAAGAGCAUCAGACUUGGAAGCCGAAGCCGAAGGUGAACAGUAAGCUCGUGUACUCACUGCCGCUUCGUCUGCAGCAACCAUGGGUAUCUCACGUGACUCUAUGCACAAGCGGCGUGCCACUGGAGGCAAGAAGAAGGCAUGGAGGAAGAAGAGAAAGUAUGAGCUUGGCCGUCAGCCAGCAAAUACUAAGCUUUCAAGCAACAAGACUGUAAGGAGAGUUCGUGUGAGAGGUGGAAAUGUGAAGUGGAGGGCUCUUAGAUUGGAUACUGGAAACUACUCAUGGGGUAGUGAAGCUGUUACUCGCAAAACACGUAUCCUGGAUGUGGUUUACAACGCCUCCAACAAUGAGCUUGUCAGAACACAAACUCUGGUGAAAAGUGCUAUUGUCCAGGUGGAUGCUGCCCCAUUCAAGCAAUGGUACCUUCAACAUUAUGGUGUUGACAUUGGUAGGAAGAAGAAGACUGCUGUUAAGAAGGAUGAAAAAGAGGAGGGAGAAGCAGCUACAGAGGAAGCAAAGAAGAGUAAUCAUGUUCUCAGGAAGCUUGAGAAGCGUCAGCAAGAUCGCAAACUUGAUCCUCACAUUGAAGAGCAGUUUGGGAGUGGAAGGUUGUUGGCGGCCAUCUCUUCCCGUCCAGGUCAAUGUGGCAGAGCUGAUGGAUACAUCUUGGAAGGGAAAGAACUGGAGUUCUACAUGAAGAAGCUUCAGAGGAAGAAGGGAAAGGGUGCCAGUGCUGCUUAAACAGUUUAUUCCUCGGCUUUCUUUCCCGUGCUUUUCAUGGCUUGAAGUGUUUUCUAGCUUUCAAUCUUUUGUUUUGUCUAGGACGUAUCUUGUUUACAAGUACUAAUGCAAAACUUUCAGGCUUUCUUGGCAUAUCUAGUGUAUCAAGAUUAGAAUUAUUGACUAGUCUGUGAACUAAAAUUCAGUUUUGGGAUAAAUUUUACUUUUUGGGUUUUGACAUCGUGGAAGGGAAAGGGUGCCAGUGCUGCUUAAACAGUUUAUUCCUCGGCUUUCUUUCCCGUGCUUUUCAUGGCUUGAAGUGUUUUCUAGCUUUCAAUCUUUUGUUUUGUCUAGGACGUAUCUUGUUUACAAGUACUAAUGCAAAACUUUCAGGCUUUCUUGGCAUAUCUAGUGUAUCAAGAUUAGAAUUAUUGACUAGUCUGUGAACUAAAAUUCAGUUUUGGGAUAAAUUUUACUUUUUGGGUUUUGA